GGAAAAUGAAUCGCAAUGUCACAGAGCUUCGCAGUCUUCGAUGAUAUACUGCCAGCAUGCGAUCUAUGCCAUUCUAAAAAGGUUUGGUCUGGCACUAUAUACACUAUAUACGUCACCAUCUAUAUUGUACUCACACAACCAACAGAUCAGAUGUAACAGACAGAGAAACUGCUCGAAUUGUGUAGACGUUGGUGUCGAGUGCCAGCGUCUUCGUCGCGGAAGAACAUCGCGCAAACGAUCUUUCACAAGGUUCGCGGCCUCGGUGGCCUAAAACUACUACCACGGUCACCGCUAAGUUACUGUCUGCUAGUGCCACUGGAUCAGCGGAAACCAUACUUCGCCUGGAAAGACCCGUAGCUCA
Molecule: messenger RNA, 361 nt
Organism: Aspergillus japonicus CBS 114.51
Lineage: Eukaryota; Fungi; Ascomycota; Eurotiomycetes; Eurotiales; Aspergillaceae
Exons: 2
Coding region: 41-271 (76 amino acids)
Source: RefSeq, a predicted model, not a curated record